CCCGGUGGCCGGUGCCGGUGGCCGCCGCAGGGAUGAGGAUCGCGGCGCUGCGGCGUUGCGUGUGCCCGGUGCUGCCGCCGAGGCGCGGGCUGUGCGGGCGGCAGGCGCGGGGCGCCGCGGCGGUGCGCAAAAUCACUGAGAAUGCAAAGAAAUCCUUGGCCUCUCUUAAGAGAGGAAACCCGCAGCUUGAGCCAACACUUGCAAUUAUCCAGGCACAUGAUGAUCAUUCGAUUCAAGAAGUAAACAAGAACUUUGCCAAAGAGGUUGGUCUACGUGUUAUUCACAUCUGUCUCCCUGAAGACAGCAGCAAGGAUGAGAUUGUCAAUGAAAUCUUGAGACUUAAUGAGGAUCCCAAUGUCCAGGGCCUUGCCCUUGACCUCCCAGAAAGCUUGUAUAGCAGUAAGGUAUUAAAUGCUGUGAAACCAGAGAAGGAUGUGGACGGAUUAUCCACUGUAAGCCUGGGACGCUUGGUAUGUGGUGAUGGCUAUGACUGUCUAGUUCCUCCUAUAGCGUGCGCUGUGAUGGAGCUUCUUGAAGAUUUAGGUGGAAAGACGGUGCUGCUGGUGGGAGCCGGCGGGGCGGUGGGUGCCGCCUUGCAGUGCAUGCUGCAGAGGGAGGGAGCCGUGACCGUGAGCUGCCAGUGGGAAGCCCCUCAGCUGCAGAGCAAGCUUCAUCACGCGGAUGUGGUGGUAGUUGGCAGUGCAAAACCUGAUGAUGUUUCUGUGAGCUGGAUAAAGCCUGGAACCACCGUUAUCAGUUGUUCUCGUGACUUGCUGUCAGGGAAACACAACUAUGGUCAGCAAAACAACCAUGCUGCUGAGAACGUUGUUGGUUGUCUUGCAAUAGCAAUGCGGAUGCAGAACAUGGUGAAAAACACGGAGCGAUGGAUCCAGUCCCAGCAGUACAGGAAGUGGAACCUCCGCUGCUUGAAACUGCAGCCCCUCUCCCCAGUGCCCAGUGAUAUUGAAAUUUCCCGAGCGCAGAGUCCAAAAGCUGUUGAUGUACUUGCCAAGGAGAUAGGAUUGCUUGCAGAUGAAAUUGAGAUCUAUGGCCAAACCAAAGCCAAAGUACGUUUGUCCCUGCUGGAAAGGUUAAAGGAUCAACCAGAUGGAAAAUAUGUUCUAGUUGCUGGAAUAACCCCUACACCCCUAGGAGAGGGGAAAAGCACAGUCACAGUUGGUCUCGUUCAGGCGCUUACUGCACACCUUAACAUUAAUUCCUUUGCAUGUCUGAGACAACCUUCCCAAGGACCUACUUUUGGAGUUAAAGGUGGAGCAGCUGGUGGUGGAUACGCUCAAGUGAUUCCCAUGGAGGAGUUUAAUCUUCAUUUGACUGGAGAUAUUCAUGCUAUAACUGCUGCAAAUAAUUUGCUGGCUGCUGCUAUUGAUGCAAGGGUCUUGCAUGAGAACACUCAAUCUGAUAAGGCUUUGUAUAAUAGACUGGUUCCAGUAGUUAAUGGCAUGAGAGCAUUUUCUGCUAUUCAGUUUGCCCGUCUGAGAAGGCUGGGAAUAAACAAGACUGAUCCUGGGACUUUAACAGAAGAGGAGAUCAGCAAAUUUGUGCGCCUUGAUAUUGACCCAUCUACCAUAACAUGGCAGAGAGUGGUGGAUACGAAUGACAGAUUCCUGCGCAAAAUAACAGUUGGGCAGGCAAAUACAGAGAAAGGAUUUGUCCGUCAGGCCCAGUUCGAUAUUGCUGUUGCAAGUGAAAUUAUGGCCAUCCUGGCACUUACCACCAGCCUUCAAGAUAUGAAGGAGAGACUAGGGAAAAUGGUGGUGGCUAAUGACAAGAAAGGAAAACCCCUAACAGCAGAGGAUUUGGGAGUAACAGGUGCUUUGACAGUUUUGAUGAAAGACGCAAUUAAGCCCACACUCAUGCAGACAUUAGAGGGAACACCAGUAUUUGUUCACGCUGGACCUUUUGCUAACAUUGCACAUGGAAAUUCUUCUGUUUUGGCAGAUAAAAUUGCCCUUAAAUUAGUUGGAGAGAAAGGAUUUGUAGUAACUGAAGCUGGCUUUGGUGCUGACAUUGGGAUGGAGAAAUUCUUCAACAUCAAAUGCAGAGCCUCUGGCUUGGUUCCCAGUGUGGUUGUACUUGUUGCUACAGUGAGGGCUUUGAAGAUGCAUGGAGGUGGGCCAAAUGUAACUGCUGGUGCCCCCUUGAAGAAAGAAUACACAGAAGAGAACCUCCAGCUGGUAGCUGAUGGCUGCUGUAAUCUACAGAAACAGAUUCAAAUUACUCAGCUCUUUGGAGUUCCUGUUGUGGUUGCUCUAAAUGUUUUCAAAACUGACUCUCCUGCUGAGGUUGAUCUGGUGUGCAAGAUUGCGAAGCAAUCUGGAGCAUUUGAUGCUGUACCCUGCACUCACUGGUCAGCUGGUGGUAGAGGAGCAGUAAAAUUAGCUCAAGCUGUGGAGAAGGCAGCCAAUCAGAAAAACAGUUUCAAGUAUCUCUACAGCUUGGAGCUUCCUAUUGUUGAAAAAAUAAGGAUCAUUGCUCAGAAGGUGUAUGGAGCUCAGGAUAUAGAGCUGUCUCCCGCUGCACAGUCACAAGUUGAUCGUUACACUCGACAGGGAUUUGGAAAUCUUCCCAUUUGUAUGGCAAAAACUCACCUAUCCCUCUCCCAUCAGCCUGAGAGGAAGGGCGUUCCCACUGGUUUCAUUUUGCCGAUUAGUGAUGUGCGAGCCAGUAUUGGAGCUGGAUUCAUCUACCCUUUGGUAGGAACGCUGUUAGCACAGUUCAGGCAACCUGCAAAGAAGGUGACUCUUUUGAAGGCAUUAGAGCAUCACAAGUCAGUGGCUUUCAGUCUUUUUCAAAGCAUUUCUAUGCUCCUCCAUUUUCCAGAUGAGCACCAUGCCAGGACUGCCUACAAGGCCAUGCUUCUAUGACAUUGAUCUUGACCCCAUCACAGAGCAAGUGAAAGGAUUGUUUUGAAAGUGAUGUCCAAAUUCAGAAGCCUUGAAAUUAAGAACUGCAACUUUCCUGUUUCUUGCAAGUAGAAGACAAAAAAUGAAUCUGAAAUAUUCCUGUUACGUGUCUCUGGAGGAAUGUCAAGAUAGACCAAAGAGCAAAAGUUUACUCUUUCUUCAAACUAGUUUCUACGAUUAAAUAUAGCUGUAAGGUUAAAAAAAAAAGGCAAGCUAAAGUUUUUCUUUCUCACUGUAGUACAGGAAGCUCUCGACUGGGGUUUAUGCUUGUUUGUGGAUAAAAUGACAUGGAAAAAGAGAGAAACUUUUUACCUUUGAGUUUUUGUCUUUUCUCAGAGGCAUUUACAGAAGUAUUUCCCUUAUCUUGGCCAUCUAAAAACUUGCAUAAACAUGAUUAUACUGUGUAAUCAAGCCUAUUUCUCUCUGAAAAAUACAUUUUCGCUCCUGGCAUUCAGGAGCUGAAACCACACACAGAUUAACUGCACAUUUUUAAGUUAUCAUCAAGCGUUGCUCUGGAUGCAUUUGUGCAACAGCCAAGCUUCAAGCAAGGAAGAUAUUAAGCAGAGAAAGAACAGAGCAUUUAUUCUUAAAAAAGUUUUUAAUAUAUGAUUUGUUUCCUUGUUGGGCAAGGAAAUCUUUUGAAAUGCUUAAGCCAUAGCUGUCUCAUAUCCAUAGGUCUGUCUUUACCCAAUACAUAUAUUACAGUCUGUCCAGCUGAUUAUGCGCUUGUUGUGGUGAAACUGGUUGUUCAGAGAGGGUAUUGCUCCUUCUGAAGCCCUGUUUUGCUCCUGUUCUUGCCUAAUGAAGCCUCCUGCUGUGCUGGCUCCUGACCUACAGUUUUUCUUGUCCUGUCCCUGGCAGUACACAAUGCCCAGUAACAACAGAGGAAUGUCCAUCAAGCAAGGAUGCAACAGUGCAGAGCUUUGUUCUGCUUUGUUCUGCAGGUUUUAAUCACCAUACUGUAAAACUGGAGUGUGUUAUUAUUUGAAGGGGGUAUUUGAACAAGUUAAAUCUUAAACCAUGUGUGUUAAUUUACCCGAGUAACUUAUCUUGUCUUUUUUUUGCUAAAUCUGCAGCAAAACAAGGAUACUGCAUUUAGCUUUUCAAGCUGCUGCUCCUCAGGAAACUCACUGACUGACUGUUGGCGCCUUCAAUAACAAAAAAAGCAAUAGAACAAUAGGUUGAAUCAAGAUAAUAGUCUAUUGGGUUUUUUAGGUAAAAAGCAGUGAAAUAAUGAUGAGAGAGUUUAUUUUCCUGGUGACGUUUUCCAUCCUGUCGCUUUGCUCUGCUUACGCACAUCUGUAUGUUAUGGGCUUCUGCAAUGUAGUUUUGGUUCCCUUCUACACAGCCACAUUUGGAGACUUAAUUAUCUCAGGAACUGUGUUGAAAUUGAGGGGUUUGUUUUGGUUUUUAAAAUCAUGCUUCGUUAUUUAUAAACUCAAAACUGUAAUUAUGGACAGAAGAGCAAACUGGGGACAAUUAAAAUAAUUAUCUGUGCCUUCCCUGGAGUAGCACGGAAAUGUCUGUUGACUGCAUUUCAGAACUGUUCUAUUCAUAGUGUGGUCCCCUAGCACCAUGGGGAUUUCUGUGAAGAUAAACUUAAACAUAAAAAAAAAAGAGCUAUUUGAUAUUUUAGCCUGAUUAGACGAUAGAGCUUGUAACAGCCAAGACUGUGGAUGCUUUAAUUACACUGGGGCAGGACAAACAUGAUCAGCAGAAAGUAAGAUUCAAGUGUGGCGCUCUCAGCUACUGGGAAGAGAGAUUGCUGAAAUUUUCUAUUAAAUUGUGCCGCAAAACACAACCAUGCUAUUCAUACACAUAACGGUGUUGUAAUUUAGUUUUGCACACACUGAGCUAUCUAGCCUAGAAAUAGCCAAAGACUUUUCUGGAAGAAAGUGUGGUUGCCAGCCAUAGUUUUCCUAGUAGCAUCCUUACAAGAAAAAUAAAUAACAUUUUCCCUCCGUCUUGUCCAAAGAAAUACAGAACAUCAUAACUCUGCCUUACUAGUGGUCAUUGUGGUUCCCCCUCAGGUGCAUUGGACCUAUCUCCAUGUGGUAUGGGAUACUAAACAUGGCACUAGCUGGCUGCCUGUGAAGCUUCCAUGUGGAUAUGGAUGCCUGAGCAACAAGUUUUAGAAAUCAUUUCAGACUGCUGCUAGAUAUCCUUUCCAUAGCGUAGUCUCCGUAUUGUCCCUUCAGGUCACACACACUGGGACUAUUUAUCUGACCCAUCAGUCUCUCCCUAUAACAUCAUGCCGGCUCAAUUAGUUGAGAGUUGACAAACAUCCUGUUUUUUCUACUGUCAUGUGCACAGGAUAUCUUACAUUGUUUUGAUAGCUUCGGUAAUUCAAGGAAAGCUGGAAUGACCCUCUCUUCUUUUGUCCUAGACUUUUCCCCACACCAUCUAGUUGACUAUCCGCAAAGUCUCUUGAGCUAUUACAUUUUUAGUUCUUCAUUUUACGUUUUAGUAGAAGACUUGUUAAAAAUAAUCCAUGUUGGCAUGCAGAUUCUGUCUCGUGAUCCAGAGGGGUUGAGCUAUUGGCUACCAGCUGAGCUGCAGAAACUGCUGUAGUAUAGGUUCCCUAGGGUUGCCCUAGUUCUGAGGCCUUCAUCAAGAAGGAUUUAAAACGAAGACUUUUUUUAAGGUGUUAUUGGUAGGCAUAUCACUUUGCAUGUGAUUGCAGGUGUGGAGCUCCUGCUUUUGCAUCUGGUCUGAGCAAUUUUGUGACACGGCAGAACCAUGGCAUAUGGUAAUGGUAAUAUUACAAGGCAGCUUGCCAUGCUUAGCCCUGCAUUCGCUAAAGCAUGUUAAGCGCCAUACAGUUGUUUAUUGUCAGAAGAUCUGCUUUUUGUAGCGACUGACUACUUUGUUAUUGCUACUGCUGAACUACUUCUGUAAUGACAUUGAAAUACUUCAGACUACAUACAAUGACUUUGUUUGUAUUUUGAAAUUCAAAAUCCCAGGAUUUCAGUUGCCAUGAACAUGAAAAUAAAGUAUGUCUGUACUGAUGUUUGGUUUGCACAAGCAGUGCCUGCAUUCAUUAAUAAAGUACAUCCAUUAUUUAA
Messenger RNA from Falco peregrinus (peregrine falcon), 5989 nucleotides. RefSeq names its product methylenetetrahydrofolate dehydrogenase (NADP+ dependent) 1 like (gene MTHFD1L). Gene Ontology annotation, molecular function: methylenetetrahydrofolate dehydrogenase (NADP+) activity; ATP binding; formate-tetrahydrofolate ligase activity. Gene Ontology annotation, cellular component: mitochondrion; cytosol. Lineage: Eukaryota; Metazoa; Chordata; Aves; Falconiformes; Falconidae. The record is from RefSeq and is a predicted model, not a curated record. The transcript has 29 exons. Gene Ontology annotation, biological process: tetrahydrofolate interconversion. Bases 33 to 2885 code for a protein of 950 amino acids.